GCAAGUGUCGAUCGAGUGUGAGUGCGCGUGCGGGUACGCAUGUGUGAUGUGGGUUCGGCGUCGCCCUGUCCCCCCUUCUUCCUCCUCAAAUAUUCUCAACCCCUCAACCAAUUCAUUCCCCUCACUCAUUCCUUCCUUCCUCCCUCACCUCUCCUCUCCUCUCCUCUCCUCCUUCUACCCAAGCACACCAACGCACACGCGUACGUGCAUGCGCCUCCGCGACACCUCGCGCGCGAGAAUUCAACAGACUUGGCACCAGAGCGAGCUGGAUUAAAGUCGGUGCCUGCCUCCCAAAGCGCGGCGAAGGUAGCUCGCGGGUUCUCCAGCCAAGCUAGCUAGCAGAAACCAUUGGCGCGUGCGGCUGACACAUAGCUGCCCUGCCGGUUGUGCUAGCUGCACGUUAGGCAUGGCGCAGGAGGAGGUCCACGACGCAGGCCUGGCGCUGGGCCUGUCCCUCGGCGGCGGCGGAGGCGACUCGUCAACGGCCGCACACCGCAGCAGCCGGCAGGCCCGGUGGGAGGCGCCCUCCAUGGAGCCGUCGCUGACGCUCAGCAUGCCGGACGACACGACCACCGUCACCGCGACCGCCACCGCCUCCGGCGGCGGCGGCCACAGCGUGUCGUCGCUGUCAGUGGGGGUGAAGCGCGAGCGCCUGGAGGACGCGGCGGACCUGGGCGAGAUGGUAUCCUCCACGGCGGCGGCGGAGGACGAAGACGACGGCAGCACGAGGAAGAAGCUGCGGCUCACCAAGGAGCAGUCCGCGCUCCUGGAGGACCGCUUCAAGGAGCACAGCACCCUCAACCCGAAGCAGAAAGUCGCUUUAGCCAAGCAGCUCAACCUCAGGCCGAGGCAGGUGGAGGUUUGGUUCCAAAACAGAAGAGCCCGGACGAAGCUGAAGCAGACGGAGGUGGACUGCGAGUUCCUCAAGCGCUGCUGCGAGACGCUCACCGAGGAGAACCGCCGCCUGCAGCGCGAGCUGCAGGAGCUCCGCGCCCUCAAGUACGCCCCGCCGCCGCCGCCGACCAACGCCAGCAACUCCGGGCCACCGUCCUCCGGGGCGCCGCCGUUCUACAUGCAGCUGCCGGCCGCCACGCUGAGCAUCUGCCCGUCCUGCGAGCGCGCCACCACCGCCGGCGGCAAGGUCGACCCGGACAGGCCCAAGGCCACCCACCACUUCUUCAACCCCUUCACCCACUCCGCCGCCUGCUGAUCUGCGCUCCAUCGCACCCCUGCUACUGUAGCUAGCUAGCUUAGCUACGAGCAGUAGCAGCUACCGCCAUAGCUAAUACCUCACCUCGCAAGCAACAUACGAUCCUGCAGGGACAUGGACAUGAUCCUCCUACUUUUGCUCUUUCUUGGUCUGGGGGUUUAGUUCCGAAUCUUUCAUCCAUUUAGCUAAUCCAUCAAUCAUAGACUCCAUCCAUAGACAGAUAGGUAGUCAAACAGCCGUAGCUAGCUACUACUCAAACCGGCCAUGGCCGUUGUAUAUUCUUGUUCAUGCAUGUAACCGUGGACCUCUCCUUUCCAGUUAGCUUCUCUGCCUUUUUGUUUCAAAAGCUAAUUAUCGGAGGAGAGGGAGACCAUUAGAUUAAGCCGCCGCUGUGCCGUGGUGAAUUCCUAGUAUGUGAUGACAUGAGAGGGGCAGGGAGAGCCUUCCUGUCGGGUGCGUACGUGUGUAAUUUGUAUACCUUUCUAACUUUCCUGUAUGCAUAUACGUCUCAAUGAUUGUGCCUGUCGGGGCCUAAACUCCAAA
Messenger RNA from Lolium rigidum, 1753 nucleotides. Its product is annotated as homeobox-leucine zipper protein HOX19-like. Lineage: Eukaryota; Viridiplantae; Streptophyta; Magnoliopsida; Poales; Poaceae. The record is from RefSeq and is a predicted model, not a curated record. Gene Ontology annotation, molecular function: sequence-specific DNA binding; DNA-binding transcription factor activity, RNA polymerase II-specific. The coding region runs from base 407 to 1210 and encodes 267 amino acids. Gene Ontology annotation, biological process: regulation of DNA-templated transcription. The transcript has 3 exons.